Molecule: messenger RNA, 1743 nt
Organism: Ascochyta rabiei
Lineage: Eukaryota; Fungi; Ascomycota; Dothideomycetes; Pleosporales; Didymellaceae
Exons: 3
Coding region: 1-1743 (580 amino acids)
Biological process (GO): glucan catabolic process
Molecular function (GO): hydrolase activity, hydrolyzing O-glycosyl compounds
Source: RefSeq, a predicted model, not a curated record
AUGCGUCCCUUCACAUUGCUUCUGGCUGCGGCCUUUUUUGACCUAAGCAUAGCUGGCUAUGCUCUGGAGGAUGACUACAUGACUGACUUCUACGGCGCGUUUGAAUUCUUUACAGCAGCAGAUCCGACAAAUGGUUUCGUCAAGUACGUCGACGAAGCUACAGCGAGGCAAACAAACCUCAUCAACACAUCUACUACAGUGCCGGUGGAAUGGGGAGUAGACUCUACCAACGAGACACCAGAGGGAAGGCCUAGUCUCAGGCUUGUGAGCAAGAAGAAGUACAACUCUGGACUGGUGGUAAUAGACGUGGCGCACAUGCCUAGCGGUUGUGGUACUUGGCCUGCUUUCUGGAUGGUAGGUCCAGACUGGCCGACUGGUGGAGAAAUCGACAUCCUUGAGGGCGUGAACGCGCAAACAAACAACGCAAUGACCCUUCACACCGCCCCCAACUGCAAGAUCGGUCCUGACACGAGCGCCUUCGCUGGUGAAAUCACCACUCCUAACUGCGAUGUCCAUGCCUUCAAUCAAAGCAAGAAUGCUGGCUGUUCCAUCGAGCACCCGUCAACAGACAGCUACGGUGUGGGACUGAAUGCGAUUGGAGGUGGCGUGUACGCAACACAAUGGACCGCCGAAGCUAUCAGCGUCUACUACUUCCCAAGAGGCUCGGUUCCGGAUGAUGUCCUUGGCGAUGCCCCUAAUCCUGACGGCUGGGGAAUUCCUGCUGCCAAGUUCACAGGCGGUUGUGACAUCGAGAACAUGUUCAAGGAGCAGCAAAUCGUCUUCAACACCGCUUUCUGCGGCGACUGGGCUGGCGCGGCUUGGGAGAGCGGGUCCUGUGCGAAGAAAGCAGCUACUUGCGACGAGUAUGUGCAAAACAACCCCGAGGCAUUCAAGGAUGCAUAUUGGACCAUCAACGCCUUGAAGGUCUACCAGGACAACGGAAACGACACACCUGCGCCGUCUGCCUCUGGAGCGCCAGCUCAGAGUACCAUUAUCUCACAGCCGGUACCAGUCUCUAGUGGUAAUGCCACAGUACCCGCGAUCUCCUCAGGCUCAGGCUAUACAACCAUCCCAACCGGGGUCCCCGCCAACCCUCCGAUUCUCUCGUACUCGGAAGGGUCCUAUGUCGUUCCAACGACCUCUACUGCAGAUAUUCCCGCGGAGACAAGCACACUUACCACAGAGCCAACUGCGUCCGACAGCGUGCCAACCUCAGAGGUCCUUGAACCCUCCAAGACGCAGAGCAACACUGGCUACCCUCUUGUACCGACAACGGUAGCUGUGCCGACAUCAGCUGUAACGACAUCAAAGAACGCAACUCCAACCCAGCCCGCAGACCCUGUAGGAGACAAUGACAUGUUAGGCUUCCAGUGGCCUAAACCUAGUAACGAGCCAGCUUCGAACGCAACACACACUGCCGAUGUACCUUCGAAGCCUACUGCAGCGCCGUCUAGUAACAUGGGUUUGCCAGUUGAAGACCUACCCUCGUCGACUACGGCUGCUGCACAGCCAACAAAAAGUCUUGACGACUAUGAGUCCCCACCUAUCGUUCCUACCAAUACUCCUGCGGCUCCUGCUGUGUCCAACGCCGUAGGCGAGCGACAGACAGUAUACCAGACGGUCUAUCUUACCGUCACUGCUGGUGCAGAGGCAACACCCGCGGCUGGUCUGAGCAAAGCAAGAGCAGCGAGGUUCCUCAGAGAACACAGACGAAGAUCAGUCGGCCACCACGCCAGGGUGUGA